Ilyonectria robusta is the source of this 1686-nucleotide messenger RNA. RefSeq names its product Calreticulin family-domain-containing protein. The record is from RefSeq and is a predicted model, not a curated record. Bases 1 to 1686 code for a protein of 561 amino acids. Gene Ontology annotation, cellular component: endoplasmic reticulum membrane; endoplasmic reticulum. Gene Ontology annotation, molecular function: calcium ion binding. Gene Ontology annotation, biological process: protein folding. Lineage: Eukaryota; Fungi; Ascomycota; Sordariomycetes; Hypocreales; Nectriaceae. The transcript is spliced from 4 exons.
AUGAAGUUUAACGCUGUCACCACCGCUGCUGUGUCGGCGGCUCUGCUCGCCAGCGCGCAUGCCGAGGAGGUCGCUGACGAGGCUUCGCCUGCUGUUCCCGAGCUGUCCACCUUCACUCCUACCACCCUCAAGGCCGACUUCCUUGAGCAGUUCACCGAUGAUUGGGAGCAGCGAUGGAAGCCCUCCCACGCGAAGAAGGAUGCCUCCGGCUCCGACAAGGAUGAGGAAUGGGCAUAUGUUGGCGAGUGGUCCGUCGAGGAGCCCGUCAAGUUCAAGGGAAUGGAGGGCGACAAGGGUCUUGUUGUCAAGAACCCUGCCGCUCACCACGCCAUCUCGGCCAAGUUUCCCAAGCAGAUCGACAACAAGGGCAAGACCCUCGUUGUUCAGUACGAGGUCAAGCUUCAGAAUGGCCUCGAGUGUGGUGGUGCCUACCUGAAGCUCCUCCGGGACAACAAGGCCCUGCACCAGGAGGAGUUCGCCAACACGACUCCCUACGUCAUCAUGUUCGGUCCGGAUAAGUGUGGCCACACCAACAAGGUUCACUUUAUCUUCAACCACAAGAACCCCAAGACUGGCGAGUACGAGGAGAAGCACUUGAGCACUCCUCCCACUGCCAAGAUCGUCAAGACGACCGAGCUCUACACCCUGAUCGUCAACCCCGACAACACCUACGUCAUUAAGCAGAAUGGCGAGGAGGUCAAGACCGGCAGCCUCCUGGAGGACUUCAGCCCCUCCGUCAACCCCCCGGAGGAGAUUGAGGAUGCUGAUGACAGCAAGCCCGAGGACUGGGUUGACCAGGCCCGAAUCCCCGACCCCGAGGCUUCCAAGCCUGAGGACUGGGAUGAGGAUGCGCCUUAUGAGGUUGUCGAUGAGGAGGCUACCAAGCCCGAGGACUGGCUCGAGAAUGAGGCCAUCACCGUCCCCAACCCUGAGGCUGAGAAGCCCGAGGACUGGGAUGACGAGGAGGAUGGUGACUGGGUCGCCCCCACUGUCCCCAACCCCAAGUGCGCUGACGUCUCUGGAUGCGGCCCCUGGACCAAGCCCAUGAAGAUGAACCCCGAGUACAAGGGCGUGUGGAGCGCCCCUCUGAUUGAGAACCCCGAGUACAAGGGUGUCUGGGCCCCUCGCAAGAUCAAGAACCCCAACUACUUUGAGGACAAGAACCCCGCCAACUUUGAGCCCAUGGGAGCUAUUGGCUUCGAGAUCUGGACUAUGCAGAGCGACAUUCUUUUCGACAACAUUUACAUUGGCCACUCCGUCGAGGAUGCCGAGAAGCUUGCUGAGGAGACCUUCAAGGUCAAGCAGCCCGUUGAGAAGGCUCUGGCCGAGGCCGAGAAGCCCAAGCCUUCGGACAAGGCCGACUCUCCUCUUGACCUCAAGUUCAUGGAUGACCCCGUCCUGUUCAUCAAGGAGAAGGUUGACCUCUUCGUCACCAUUGCCCAGAAGGAUCCCCUGCAGGCUGUCAAGUUUGUUCCCGAGGUUGCUGGUGGUAUUGCCGCUAUCUUGAUCUCCUUUAUUGCUCUCAUCGCCGCUCUCGUUGGUCUGGGUGGCUCGACCCCCGCUCCUGCGAAGGCUGCCGGUAAGAAGGCCGAGGACGUCAAGGACAAGGUCGCUGAGGCUACUACCACUGGCGCUGAGAAAGCCAAGGGAGAGGCUACCAAGCGCAACACCCGCAGUCAGUCGUAA